Molecule: messenger RNA, 1344 nt
Organism: Colletotrichum graminicola M1.001
Lineage: Eukaryota; Fungi; Ascomycota; Sordariomycetes; Glomerellales; Glomerellaceae
Product: arginine N-methyltransferase 2
Exons: 2
Coding region: 1-1344 (447 amino acids)
Biological process (GO): peptidyl-arginine methylation
Cellular component (GO): cytoplasm; nucleus
Molecular function (GO): protein arginine N5-methyltransferase activity
Source: RefSeq, a predicted model, not a curated record
AUGGCGAUCGACGACUCGAUGCAAGCUCGCAUCACUACUGACUGCCCGGACGAGACCCGUGAGAUCCUUUUGCACGCAUGGAGCCACGACAAGCCAGCCCUCAAGAAGAUCCUUGACGAGCCUGGCAAAGCCAACUGCCAGGACCCCACGACCGGCGAGACGCCUCUCCACGCCGCCAUCCGUGCCUGCGGCCCCGCUGCCCAAGAUGAAGAUGACUUGAAGGUCGAGGAGGCCAAGGAGACGGUCCAGGAGCUCUUCCUCUCUGGCGCCAUCUGGAACGAUGUCGACUCCAACAACGAGACCCCUGGCUGCGUCGCCCAGCGCUUGGGUCAGAGCGAGCUGUACAAGCUAUGCGUCGAAGCUGGCGUGCGUGCGGAGCUCCUGUUCGGUCUGCUGGACGGCUAUGAGCAGCUGUCGUCAGGCUCCGAGAUGGACGAGGACGAAGCGGUCGAAGUCGUCGACGCCGAUGCCAUAAAGGCCUUCGAGGCCGAUCUCGAGGCGAUGGGAAACCUACAGGACCCCGAGGAGGCCCCCGAGCUCGUCCAGGUGCCAGAGGCCGCGGCCGACGCCGACGCUGGCGCUGAGGCCAACGAGCAGAAGAAGUUCGUGCCCCCAGUCGUCGAGGACCCGAGCCUCAGCUCGGAAGAAUACCUCCGUUCGAACCUGACCUACUCGGACGGCAAGCUCGUCGACGACGGCGGCAACGGCGUCAUGAUGGCUUGGGAGACGGACAUCAUGCGCAAGAGCGUCGAUGCCGUUCUCCCGGGCCUGCCCGCCGGCAAGCGCAUCCUCAAUGUCGGCUUCGGCAUGGGCAUCAUCGACACCAUGUUCCACGAGACGCGACCCUCGCGGCACCACGUCAUUGAAGCCCACCCCGAGGUGCUCGAGCACAUCGACAAGCCCGAGUCCAAGUUCGGCAUCGCGUGGGAGGCGAGCGGACCCGAGGAAGGCGCAUUCAAGAUACACCGCGGUAGAUGGCAGGACGUUGUGCCUAAGCUGCUCGAGGCCGGCGAGGUCUACGACGCUAUUUACUUCGACACCUUCGGCGAGGACUACAGCCAGCUCAAGAUGUUCUUCACCGAGUUCAUUCCUGGCUUGAUGGAUUUUGAGGGCCGUUUCAGCUUCUUCAACGGAUUAGGGGCAGACCGAAGGAUAUGCUAUGAUGUGUACGCCAAGGUAGUAGAGAUGCAUAUGACCGAUGCUGGCCUGGACAUUGAGUGGAAUGAGUUGGACGUGGACAUGAAGGGUCUUGAGGAGGCUGGCACAGGCGAAUGGGAGGGAGUGAAGCGUCGCUACUGGACUUUGGACAAGUACCGGUUGCCGACCUGCACAUUCAUGGGCUAG